AUGUCAUUAUCCAAUGCAUCUCAUCUUGGAGAGAUUGAACUUGCUGGAAAUAGAUUUACUGGCAUAAUCCCUCCUAGCCUCGGACGUUUAUUAGAGCUGCAAAUACUACUUCUCUAUAGUAACCACUUAGAAACCGUGGCACCUGAUGGAUGGACAUUCCUAACCGCUUUGACCAAUUGUACCCAGUUGGAGUGGUUGGACAUAUCGUCAAAUAAUCUUAGUGGCAUGCUACCGAAUUCCAUCGCUAAUUUUUCCACCAAUCUUCAGCAUCUAUAUAUGCAGAAUACCUACAUUUCAGGAACUAUAUCAUCUGAUAUCGGAAAUCUCGUAAACCUUGUGAUAUUUUCUAUGGAUGGAAACUUGCUUUAUGGCUCUAUUCCUUCAAGCAUCGGGAAGCUUCAGAAGUUGCGUGAAUUGUAUUUGGACAAGAACAAGCUGUCUGGAGAGAUUCCAUCUACCAUGGGCAACCUUACUCAAUUGACUAAACUUUUUCUAGUUUUUAAUGAACUAAGCGGAAAUAUACCAGCAAGUCUUGGAAAGUGCCAAAACCUAAUAUAUCUAAAUCUUGGAUCUAACAAACUUACGGGUAAUAUACCCAAAGAAAUAGUCUCCAUAUCCGGACUCUCCAUAUCUUUAAGAUUGGAAUCCAAUUCACUGUCAGGGCCAAUACCAUCUGAAAUCGGGCGCUUAAUAAACGUGAAUAUAUUAGAUUUCAGCAUGAACAAAUUGUCUGGUGAAAUCCCUAGCAGUCUCGGUCAGUGUCAAGUGCUGGAAGGACUUUAUCUUGGUGGAAAUUUCUUUCAAGGAAGUAUUCCUUCUUCUUUAGCCUCGUUAAGAGGCAUCCAGAGUCUUGAUGUUUCAAGAAAUAACUUAUCGGGAGAAAUACCAUAUUUCUUACAGGACUUUCAUGGCCUAGACUAUUUGAAUCUGUCCUUCAAUAACUUUGAAGGUGAAGUGCCACUACUUGGUGUGUUUGCAAAUGCAAGAGCAGUUUCAGUUAUUGGAAAUAGUGAGCUUUGUGGAGGGAACCCAGGAAUGCAUCUGCCAGCUUGCCCUUCUGAACCCUUUAACAAGAAACAUGGAUCGCGUACAGUAAUAGUGAUCUGCGGGAGUACUAUUUUACUUAUAUUUGUGAUUCUUCUUUUCUGUUUCCUCAUAGUCCGAUGCCGUCGAAAAGGUUCAAGAAGAAAAUAUCUUGACUCAUCACCCACAAGAGAUCAAUAUGUGAAGGUUACUUAUGGUGAUCUAAUGAGAGCCACAGAUGGAUUUUCUGAGGACAAUAUAAUUGGGACUGGUAGUUUUGGUACAGUAUAUAAAGGGCUACUCGAUGGUGAAGGUAGGAAAGUUGUUGCUGUAAAGGUAUUGAACCUUCAAAUACAAGGAGCAUCGAGGACAUUU
This is a messenger RNA of Asparagus officinalis (garden asparagus), 1398 nucleotides long. RefSeq names its product probable LRR receptor-like serine/threonine-protein kinase At3g47570. Gene Ontology annotation, biological process: protein phosphorylation. Lineage: Eukaryota; Viridiplantae; Streptophyta; Magnoliopsida; Asparagales; Asparagaceae. The annotation marks the transcript as partial. Gene Ontology annotation, molecular function: ATP binding; protein kinase activity; protein binding. The transcript has a single exon. The record is from RefSeq and is a predicted model, not a curated record.